AUGCCUAAGGCGACCAAGAGGAAGAAAGAGAAGAAGGCCGACUUCCAGAAAACCAAGCUCAAGCUAGGAAAAGGCAAACAGGCCGCCAACAAUGCCACUGACGUCUCGUUCAAAGCCAAAACUAUCGCGCUUCCACAGCAAUCCAUCAAUGCCGACAAGUCAGGCAAGCUUGUCAACUCACGGAACCUUACCGUCGCCGAUCUGGCUCUACAGCUCCGUCACUACUCGCCAAACGUAAGAAGAGAUGCUGUCGGUGGCAUACGGGAGAUUCUCACGCUCCAUCCGAGCUUGAUGCUCUCAGCUGCAGCAUCACUCAUCCCAGAGCUUUCCCGUUGCAUCGGUGACGACGACGCAGUAGUGCGAAAGCAGUUACAUUCCCUUCUGGCUUGGAUGCUCCCUCAGAUCCCAUCGCAACUUCUCAGUCCCUACCACAAUACGCUUCUUCUCUUCACUACAUCCGCACUCAGCCACAUCUAUCCAGAAGUGCGAUUAGACGCCGUCAGAGUGCUUGAUGCUUGUCUCGACAUCUUGCCUCACACUGCCACAUCAGGAUGGGAGAAUGCAGUCUUCAAGAUGGCCAGCGCUAUCUCUACAACUGCGACCUCGACUGCUACCCCCAACAACGCCGCGGGGCCUAGCAUCGCUUCGCAUCAGCCACACGGGGAGAGAAUCAUGAAUUGCUUCCUCAGCCUCCUUGGCAUCACACAAAGGUCAAGCGCUGCUGCCUCCAUAACGUCCACCGACCUAGUUCCUGGCACCAAGCUCUUGAUACUCAGAUCGCUACGAACAUUCCUUAGUCAUGCUCUUCCGUCCAACUCUGGCGGCGACUCGGCAGACGCUGAAGAUCAGAGUUGUCCAACUUGGUUCUUUCGGUCCGCCUUCACCUCAUCCGCCGAGUUUGAGUAUUUCCAAAGGCUUCUCGGUCGCAAUGCCCGCUCUCAGCAGUCUCGUUACAUUGCCAUAUCUCGCCACAGUAAAAGUACUGUCCGCCCAUCAACCGAGGCAAGCUACUCUGACUGGGCAUCUGCAGAUUCGUCAGCCGCUUCGCUCAUGGAUCUGGACAAUACACCUGGCAAGUCGCUCAACUCGGCGGAUCUCCUCAGCUCAUUGGAAGCCGUCAGUGCCACCAACGCAAUCGGCACAAGACACGGCAAGCACUCCCAAUCUGCAGCAUUGUCGCUGUUUGCUCUUCUCGACCCCGUCCUGCUUGCUUCGUUCCUCGACACAGCCCCAUCGGCAUUUCAGCCCGACCUCGACUUCUCCCAACAAAUGCGCGGACAAAACGUAGGGCUGUCUACACCCUCACAGCUCGUCUUUGAGAUCCUCUCUCUCACUCUUGCACUCUGGCGGGGCUCAUCAUCUCCUAGCGCACAAUCGAGAUCGUCUCUCGCCAAUCUCCUUGGUCACGUCUCGGUCUACUUUCCUUUCAGCCAUCACACGGGCUCGAGCGGCCUGUCAGCCAAAGCAAAGUCUCUGGUAGUACAAAUGGAUCUUGCCUAUGCGGAGCUUGUCGCCCUCCUGGCGCUCAGCCACGGAAAGACGCAAAAGGUCAAGUCAAAAUUCAACAUCGAAACGCAAAUCGAAUCGGUGUCAUCCUUCAUCGCCGAGCUGCUCUCGGUACCUGUGACCGAGAGAGGAACCGUGUCUCUUGGAUCCGUGGGCGCUUCUCCAGCCAAUACGCUUGAUCCAGACACGUUCCGUGCUCUCCUUCCUACGCUGUGGUUCCUCUUGGGUUCCGAACACGACACCCUGCUCGACAGCUUGCUAGCCACAUACCAUGCACACGCCACUCAGCAUCGAGUCAAGCCAGUGCUCUUUGAGUUCCUGGCUCGGGCGUAUCUUCUCUCGAAGCUGCGUGCACAGACACCCUUCGCGGCAGAGGAAUCUGAUCGACUUAUCGAGAGUCUCUUGUCUACGCUUCCUCGUAGCCUAUGGGAAGCGGCUUCGUCGUCAAACGGGCAUGCCUUUGCGGGUGUUCAGCUCGAGUUCUUGCACUUCCUUCUGUUGCUGCCUUCGCCGCCGGCCGUGCUCGCCUACGAGAAGCUUGGGCCAUUCUACUGGAUCAGACACCCCACCAAAAAGGUGUCUGGUCCUGGCCCCUUCAACAGGCUUCCACGCGCAUUACGCAAGCUCGCCAUCGACAAUACAUCGCUCUUGCAAGGCCGCGACGAGAAGCUCGACAAGACCAUGUCUGCAGCACGACAGCAUGUUCAAACGAGCGCAUGA
Ustilago hordei is the source of this 2226-nucleotide messenger RNA. RefSeq lists its product as uncharacterized. The coding region runs from base 1 to 2226 and encodes 741 amino acids. Gene Ontology annotation, biological process: rRNA processing. The transcript has 2 exons. Gene Ontology annotation, cellular component: nucleus. Lineage: Eukaryota; Fungi; Basidiomycota; Ustilaginomycetes; Ustilaginales; Ustilaginaceae. The record is from RefSeq and is a predicted model, not a curated record.